GCAGCAAGCACAUUCGCGUCGAGUGCCCGGUGUGCACUAGCGCUCGGGGCUGAUUUCGAUGUCCGCUGUCCCGCUGCCACCCAGCAUUUUCAGCAAGUCGGUCGUGAUUGCGGCGAUGAAAGUUACGGACUUUCCCUGGACGAGUGUGGUGCACGGACUCACCGGGCGUCCCGUUGCGACAGCGGAACCCCAAGUGGUCAGCAACUCCUCUAGGGUUCGCGGCGUUGGUCUUGAAGAGAGCAGUGCGUAGUAUGCCCGUUUGCAUCACGCCCUUUCAGGCUGCCGAAGGAUCGGACACUCUGAAACCGUCCGGUGUUACCAGCACAUUUGUGUUGGGGUGUGUUACACUGAAAACAUUUCUAAGUCACAAAGACUGGCAUACACAGCUCUGCACGCGCAUACGUUCUGCAUGCGCAGCAGAAAGACAGCUUCCGCGACCCGUAACAUACGGUUCUGCCUGUCGCUGUCGGAUGUCCGCCACCCUGCACCCUGUCAUUGUGUUUUGUGUUGCCCCAAAAAGCCGUUUUUACUACAGACCUCAAGUCAUUGGACCUGUGAUAUCAUGUGCGUGUUCCGGUUAUAGUUUUCAGUAACCUAAAACGAAGCUUCAAGUACCGAGCAGUCGCCAGCCACAAGCCAGAUGGUCGGCCGCCGCAUGUCGCCGCCCGGCCGUGAUAUGAGGCCCAUACCCCCGGCCAGAGGGGAGCACUAUCCGCCAGCGUAUCCGGAUCGUGAACGCAUGAAGAGAGACUUUCGCAAGCCGUCUCCUGACAUGCACCGCAGAAGUCGGUCGGUAAGCCCGCCGCCCAAGAAGCGCCACCCGCCGUCGCCGGGGUACCGCGGCGGAGGCAGCCCGCCCAUGCGGCGGCGCCGCUCCUUCACGCCGCCGCCGCCGAUGCGCAGGUCGCGCUCCCGCUCUCCCCGCAAACAGAGAGCCAGCAGUCCCCGUGGGUCCCAUCGCGUGGCAAGUGAUGCGCGCAGAAGCUUGGACGGCCAUCCGGAUGAUUUCUUUGGUCCAUGGGGUACUCGGAUUGCUGUUCACGACUUAAAGAAGAUAACAGUGGAUAUCAAGCGGAACUUGCCAAAAGGCAAAAGGAGCAGUUCUCCUAUAAUAAGAAGGAUUAUCAAUGCGGACGACAUUGUUCUAUACCGCAGAACGGGUGAGGGCUCGCGUCCGCUGCUGGACCGGCCGGAACUGCGCAGCGCCAUCAACCGGCGCUUCGAUGACGCUGCUCCUGGGCCGAAUGAGCCGCGCGUGGUGGCCAUUAUCCGGGAGCCGGGCCAGGCGACAGGCGACCGCCGGGAGGGGAGUUCCUUUGAUCGUCCAUCACGAUCCCGUGAGCGUGGUUUUGAACCACCGAUGGACAACCAACCCGCCGCCCCUGUGGGCGACCGGAUUGAAAGAGACCGGUCCGAGCGCACCCAGCGGCAAGUAGAGAAACUAGAGCAAAUGGAGGUGGCCAUUGACAGGAAAUUGGAACAGAUUCAGCGCUACGAGAGAAAGUAUGAGGAGACCAUGCGAGAUGAGAAGUAUGGGGAGCCCUCCGGCAAAGAUGACCGCAAACUGGUGGACCGCAGCGUUAGGGACCGGCUGGGCCCCAAGCGCCCGAGAGACGAUUACGUCGAGGACCACCGGCUGCCAGACUUCUCCCAGCGUCCCAACAAGCCGCCGAUCUGGGGCGAGGAUCCGCCGAUGAGGAGGGAUUACUACUCGCACGAGAACCGGGACAACGGCUACCGCGGCCGCGGCCGUGGCACCUUCAGACCCAGAGGACGCGCCAGGGGACGAGGUCACAUGUCGCCGAUGUCUUGGCAACACGACAAGUACGAGGCGUACUGAAGCCGGCCAGCCGGGCGACGCGGGGCCGCCGGCUCCUGCGGGGAAGACCGUCGAUUGCCUCGGGCGCGCCAGACGGCUUCUAUGAUGUGACAUGUCGUUUAGUGUACGUCGCAGUUCGUUCGCGUGAAAUUCAAGCGCACGGCGACCCGUGUGCCUGCGUUAUUUUCUCGACACCAGCCAGUCACCAGACAUCAGGCUAACGCCAUUGCCUCUCUCGAUAAUACAUCCAUCUAACCGCCUGAA
Pollicipes pollicipes is the source of this 2083-nucleotide messenger RNA. RefSeq names its product serine/arginine repetitive matrix protein 1. NCBI's taxonomy places the organism in Eukaryota, Metazoa, Arthropoda, Thecostraca, Pollicipedomorpha, Pollicipedidae. The transcript is spliced from 10 exons. The record is from RefSeq and is a predicted model, not a curated record. The coding region runs from base 641 to 1840 and encodes 399 amino acids.